AUGGCUUCACCAACUCCCCUUUCGAAUCACAUCCACAACAAGCUCCUCGAGCAAGUCAUCCGCACGCCAGGCCGACAGCCCUCCCCCCUCCCAACACAUCUAAGCAUUCCCGGCACUCCCGGUACUCCUGGCGGCCCGACGAGGAUCCUUCAUGAGAAAGGCUCCGGAUAUGUGGCGCCAACGUUCGAGGGAAAGGAGAAGCAGAAGGAGGCGGUAAUGGAUUUAGUGGAGGAGAAGGGGUUCCUGCCGCCGGAAUUCGUGGAGCAGGAGACGGAUUGGUUCUAUAAUGCUUUGGGCAUCGACGAUAUGUAUUUCUCGACCGAAUCGGUGGACGUGAUUGCGAGCCAUGUUCUUUCCCUCUACGCCGCUAAAGUUGCCGCAUACGCUCGAGACGACAAGCGGUUGGAGAUUCGACUGGACAAGGAAGCAACAGACCAUGCGGUGUACAUUGACACCUCUCGACCAGGUAUCUCAGUCAUCGAUGGCCCACGAUACGAACAACGGAUCGAUGAGAAAUAUCUGAACGUCUCGAGCAAUAAGGACAAUUAUAGAGUCGAGACCUUCCGAUCCGCUGGGCUUCUGCCGGGCGCUCAUGAGCAACAACUCCGAUGCUACUUCGUGUACCAAUGCGAUUUCGAGCAUCCGAACCCCCCGGAGAACGAGACGAAUCUCGACAUCGUCGGAGAAAGGAAGUUCUUGCAGAAGUCGACGAAGAACACCAAGGAGAUCUACCAGCAGGUCAUCGAGAAGGCUGUGGCAAGGACGGGCCCGGUCAUUGAAUACUACGAGAUGGAAGAUAGCCCGGAGGUGCGGCUGGUUGUCGCAUACAAGCAGCGAACUGCGUUGGGCCUCUUCAGCGCGUUGAGUGAUCUCUACCACUACUACGGCCUCACAUCGUCGCGGAAGUACGUCGAGCAGUUCUCCAAUGGAUACACCGUCAUGUCGAUUUAUCUCCAUCCGGCGAAACUUGAUGGUACCAAGAGGUUUCCUCCUAUUGAAGCCUCCAUUCAUCAAAUCAUCAAGGAGAUCUCGCUCCUUUAUUGCGUUCCGCAGAACAAGCUUCAGGCACACUUUGCGUCAGGUCGGCUGAGUUUGCAGGAGACGAUCUACGCACAUUGCGUCUGGGUGUUUGUGGGACAUUUCCUCAACCGACUGGGUUCAGAAUACACGACAUUAGCCUCGAUCCUCGAUCAGAACAACAGCGUGCAUGCGGAGUUGCUCGCGAGGCUGAAGAAGCGACUCAGAACCGAAACCUUCACGGCGGAGUACAUCCUGGAGAUCAUCAAUCGCUACCCGGAGCUCAUCCAUUCACUCUAUUUGAGCUUUGCCAACACACAUUACGUUCACAUGCGGGGCGAACAAGACGAUUUCAUCCCGACCCUGUCGUAUCUCCGAACGAAGGUCGACAAAGUGCUGAACCAUGGAGAGCUCGUCAAGCUCAUCGGGAACACUGUGGUGAAUGAGUACCAUGAGAUGGUGAUGCAAGCAUUCUGCGUCUUCAACGUCUCCGUGCUCAAGACGAACUUCUACACCCCGACGAAGGUUGCCCUGUCGUUCCGUCUGAACCCCGCUUUCCUCCCCGCGGAGGAAUAUCCACAGCCGUUGUAUGGCAUGUUCCUAGUGAUCAGCUCCGAGUUCCGCGGAUUCCAUCUGCGGUUCCGGGAUAUUUCCCGCGGAGGCAUCCGUAUUGUCAAAUCACGGAGCCAGGAAGCGUACGCGAUCAACGCAAGGAGCAUGUUCGAUGAGAACUACAACCUCGCCAAUACACAGCAACGCAAGAACAAGGAUAUCCCCGAAGGUGGCUCCAAGGGAGUCAUCCUCCUUGACUUCAAUCACCAGGACAAAGCCGCUGGUGCGUUCGAGAAGUACAUUGACAGCAUCAUGGACUUGCUCCUGCCACCCACUAGUCCCGGCAUCAAAGACCCCAUCGUAGACUUACACGGCAAGCCCGAGAUCCUCUUCAUGGGUCCCGACGAGAACACCGCCGAGCUCGUCGACUGGGCCACCGAGCACGCCCGCAUCCGCGGGGCGCCUUGGUGGAAGUCCUUCUUCACCGGCAAGUCCCCGCGUCUGGGUGGCAUCCCGCACGACAAAUACGGCAUGACGACCCUCUCGGUCCGCGAAUACGUCACAGGAAUCUAUCGCAAACUCGGGCUCGACGAGACCACCGUCCGCAAGAUGCAAACGGGUGGACCGGACGGCGACCUCGGCUCCAACGAGAUCCUCCUCAGCCGCGAAAAAUACUGCGCCAUUGUCGACGGCUCCGGCGUCCUCGUCGACCCCGAAGGUCUAAACCGAGACGAGCUCAUCCGCCUCGCCAAGGAGCGCAAGAUGAUCGUGCACUUCGACAUCUCCAAGCUCUCCGCGUCCGGAUACCGUGUGCUCGUUGACGAAGCCGACGUCCGCCUCCCCACCGGCGAGCUCGUCCACAACGGCACCACCUUCCGCAACACCUUCCACCUACGCGGCGGGAGCGCCCGCGGAGAGCUCUACGAUGUGUUCGUCCCGUGCGGCGGACGCCCGGAGAGCAUCGACCUAAGCAACGUCGGGCAGCUAAUCGUCGACGGCAAGGCGACGAUACCGUACAUCGUCGAGGGCGCGAACCUCUUCAUCACCCAGGAUGCAAAGCUCCGCCUCGAGAAGGCCGGCUGCAUCCUCUACAAAGACGCCUCCUCCAACAAAGGCGGCGUGACGUCCUCCUCCCUCGAAGUGCUCGCCUCCCUCUCCUUCAGCGACGCCGAGUUCAUCGCGCACAUGUGCGUUGGCGCAGACGGCGCGGCGCCCGCGUUCUACCAGACGUACGUGCGGCAGGUGCAGGCGAUCAUUCGGCGCAACGCGCGGCUGGAGUUUGAGGCGGUGUGGAAGGAGCACGCGGCGACGGGGACGCCGCGCAGCAUGGUAAGCGAUCGGCUGAGCGCGGCGAUCACGGCGCUGGACGAGGAGUUGCAGGAGACGGAGCUGUGGGAGAAUAGGGGGUUGAGGGAGGGGGUGUUGAGGGAGGCGUUGCCGGAGUUGUUGAUGGAGCAGGUGGGAUUUGAGAAGUUGGUGGAGAGGGUUCCAGACAGCUAUCUUCGGUCUAUCUUCGGUAGCUACCUUGCGAGUCGCUUCGUCUAUGAAUAUGGCAUUUCCGCGAGCCAGUUUGCGUUCUUUGAUUUGUACGUCCCUCUCCCUCCUUUCAUCCCCUUCACGGUCACUAACCUUCUCCCAGCAUGA
This is a messenger RNA of Eremomyces bilateralis CBS 781.70, 3213 nucleotides long. Its product is annotated as NAD-specific glutamate dehydrogenase. The transcript is spliced from 3 exons. Bases 1 to 3213 code for a protein of 1070 amino acids. Gene Ontology annotation, molecular function: L-glutamate dehydrogenase (NAD+) activity. Lineage: Eukaryota; Fungi; Ascomycota; Dothideomycetes; Eremomycetales; Eremomycetaceae. Gene Ontology annotation, cellular component: mitochondrion. The record is from RefSeq and is a predicted model, not a curated record.